CCAUACCAUCUGGUAAACCAACUCAUCCCUUUGCAUACUCACAUCCCAUACCCGCAUCAUUCAUCAUGUCAGGAGUCGAGGGCGUUCGCAUUACUGGUCGCAUUGAGGCCGCUCACGAGAAGAUCCUCACAGCCGAUGCUGUGCAGUUCCUCGCUACUCUCCACCGCAACUUCGAUGCUACUCGUCAGCAAAAUCUGCGAAACAGGCAGCUGAGGCAGACUCGCUUCGACGGAGGUGCUCUGCCCGACUUUCUGCCCGAGACUGCUCACAUCCGAGAGAACAAGACAUGGAAGUGCGCUCCUCCUGCACCCGGUCUCCGUGACCGAAGGGUGGAGAUUACUGGACCAGUCGACAAGAAGAUGGUUAUCAAUGCUCUCAACUCGGGUGCUUACACAUACAUGGCCGACUUCGAGGACUCCAACUCGCCCACCUGGGCUAACAACCUCGACGGACAGGUCAACAUGAACCUCGCCAUCACCCGCAAGAUCGACUUCACACAGCAGUCCAACGGCAAGAGCUACAAGCUCAAGCCCGAGGGUCAGACUGCCACACUCAUUGUCCGACCACGAGGCUGGCAUCUCAACGAGGAGCACUUCUUCGUCGACGGCAAGCCCAUGUCGGCCAGUCUGUUCGACUUUGGUCUCUACUUUUUCAACAAUGCCCAGGAGCUGGUGAACCGUGGCUUUGGUCCUUACUUCUACCUGCCCAAGAUGGAGUCUCACAUCGAGGCUCGUCUGUGGAACGACGUCUUCAACUUCUCUCAGGACUACAUCAAGAUGCCUCGCGGAACCAUCCGAGGUACCGUUCUGAUCGAAACUAUCACUGCUGUCUUUGAGAUGGACGAGAUCCUGUACGAGCUGCGAGACCACUCUUCGGGUCUCAACUGUGGUCGAUGGGACUAUAUCUUCUCCUUCAUCAAGCGUCAGCGAUACAACAAGAACGCCGUCCUGCCCGACCGUAGCGAUGUGACCAUGACUGUGCCCUUCAUGAACUCGUACGUCGACCUGCUCAUCAAGACGUGCCACAACCGACACGUCGCCGCCAUUGGUGGUAUGGCUGCUCAGAUCCCAAUUAAGGGCGACGAAAAGGCCAACGCAGCAGCCAUGGACAAGGUGCGCAACGACAAGCUGCGCGAGGUUCAGAAGGGUCACGAUGGUACCUGGGUCGCCCACCCUGCCCUGGUCACCAUUGCUCUGGAGAUCUUCAAUGCCAACAUGAAGGGACCCAACCAGUACUUCAAGCGCCGCGACGAGGUCAACGUCACCGCUCUUGACCUCCUCAACGCCAACGUCCCCGGUAAGAUCACCGAGGGUGGUGCUCGCGCCAACGUCUCGGCUCUGCUGGGCUACUGUGCCAACUGGAUGGGUGGAGUGGGUUGUGUGCCCAUCAACUUCUCCAUGGAGGACGCAGCCACUGCCGAGAUUUCCCGCCUGAUGCUCUGGCAAUGGUGCUACCACGGCGCCUCUACCUCUGACGGCAAGAAGAUUACUCCUCAAUUUGUAGACCAGCUCUUGGAUGAAGAGGCAAAGAAGCUCGAUAAGCUCGAUGCAAAGAGGGUGGACACGGCAAAGAGGUACCUCUCGGAACAGGUGCGCGCAAAGGCACCCUCGGAGUUCCUUACCACCGACCUCACGCCCUUCCUCGACGACAACGCCGCCCCUGCUCGUCUGUAGACGUGUGAGGUGUGGUAUGACUGUUGUGUAGGUAGAGGGAGUGGGAAUUUGUGCCUAUAGUGGAUCCGGUUGAUAGCUGCCUGUUCCCGUUAACGAUUUCUGUCUGCUUCGCCCUGCUGUUCCACACUUGUACUGGACUGUUUAAAAAUAGGAAGCUCGAAACCGAAAUCUAGUCGCCUGAAGGGAGCU
Molecule: messenger RNA, 1862 nt
Organism: Microstroma glucosiphilum
Lineage: Eukaryota; Fungi; Basidiomycota; Exobasidiomycetes; Microstromatales; Microstromataceae
Product: malate synthase
Exons: 2
Coding region: 66-1673 (535 amino acids)
Biological process (GO): glyoxylate cycle
Cellular component (GO): peroxisomal matrix; cytoplasm
Molecular function (GO): malate synthase activity
Source: RefSeq, a predicted model, not a curated record